Molecule: messenger RNA, 516 nt
Organism: Rhizoctonia solani
Lineage: Eukaryota; Fungi; Basidiomycota; Agaricomycetes; Cantharellales; Ceratobasidiaceae
Product: Something about silencing protein 10
Exons: 2
Coding region: 1-516 (171 amino acids)
Source: RefSeq, a predicted model, not a curated record
AUGGGACGACGUCAGACACGUACUAACAACAGAGCGGGGCAUGGCGGGAACAAAGGCAAGGUCACCGGUGCUCGUAACCCGAAUGGAAAACGAGGAGAUAACCGUAUUAGUAUAAAGGAGGAGGGCAGGAUGAGGCGUUGGGAGAAGGCUGAGGAUAUACCAAUGGAUGAGGAGGACGAGUUCUUUGCUGCUCGCGACAAAAUCUUGCUCGACGACACCGCACGAGCAAGAGCACGUGCUGGCCCGGCUCCAGACGACGGAGACGAGUUUGAUGAAGAUGACGAAGUAUUUGGUCUCGAUGGAGUUGGCGAAUCAUCUUCAGAAGAGGGUUAUAGUGAUGACGAAGUAGAAGAAGAACAGGAGAGCGCCUCGGGGUCUCAGUCGAAAACUAAGGCUAAACCCAAGAGACAAAACACAGCACAGUCAGAAGAUUCAGACUCUUCAACAGACUCGGAGGCUGAGAUUUCGCGCUGGGGGAAAUCACGCUCCGUCUACUAUGCUGACAAUUCACGUUGA